GCAGCGUGUCCUCACACCUUGCACUUCAUUACUGCAGGUUCUACUUGGUUUAUUUGAACGCGCACGAGGAGAAACGACGGUUUAGCUGCAGUACAUUCGUCGAUGGACAGCUUAACAGUCGACAGGUGUAAUACUAAUGGUUCGACUUACAGACGAAAAGUUUUAAAUUUACAAAAUGCUAAACCGACUGGGUCUUUGUAGAGCUCUAGUCGUAUUACCUAUCAGACAGACAGUGGUACUGCUAACUAGUACAGAUGUCUGAAAAUGGAACCUUGUGCUUCUGGAUCAGAUUUCGAUAACGAACAAAGAGAAGGUAUGGACCAUAAAAGCAGUUUGGAAGCAGGAACUCAAAGUGACUUGGUAAAACAGCUGGAUGAGAAGUAUUAUAGCUUUGCAAAUGAAAGGGUCAAAGAGAAAGUGAAUUUAGCAAGUGGUGAUGGAGGAGAAGGAGAGAGUGGCCUGCUAUGGGAAAAGACAUUUGAACACAACAUACAUUUAAAUAUCGAUGAUGACAGUGUUAGUUUUGACUUCAGCAAUGUUUAUAAUUCCUACACAUUUCAAAUAUCUGAUGAUACAACAGGGAGUUUUAAUGUAAAUGGUGCUGAAGAUAAUCUGAAUACAUGUGACUUCUUUGCUUACCUUGAAAAAAUUCCUGAACUUGAUUUUAAAACUGAAACUGUUAAUGGGGGUAGUGAUAUUUCGGCAUCCAGGAACAGUAAAUAUGGACAGCCUGAGGAGGAGAGAAUUGUUUCCCAGCAUACACAUUUUAUAGGGACUAAAAUAUCUGAAGAUGCAACUGAUAAUGAACAAGAAGAUUUGCCUUAUGAUGGACAUUCAGAAUACACACACCAGCAUUGUCCUGAAGCAUCUAACCUGCAUUGCAAAAUGGUUUCUACUGAUGGGGCACUGAGAAAAGAUCUGGCCGAUAUUUUAGAUUUAGUGAAAAAAGAGUUACACUUUGCUGAUACUGAAACUGGCCAACAGUCAAAAUUACGAGCAGAUUUUAUGACCAAAGGCCCAUCCAGAACAAACAAAAUUCAUGACCCAAAGUCUCAUGAGACCCAAAAUUCAGUACCACCUUCAGGCAGUGCUACUUCGACUUUGGUGUCCUGCAAGGCAACCACAGACAGAGAUACACAAUUACAGCCUAAGAUUUCAGAUGUUCAACAUCAUGCAAAAGAAAACUUGGAUUUUAGUUCAGUUCAUUUGAGCACGUGUGACUUCCUUGCCUAUCUGGAAGAGGCUUCUGCAUUUGGUACUAAGAAUGAAGCUGUUAAUGAAAGGAGUAAUGUCUCAGCAUCCAGGAAAAGUGAAUGUGAACAGUCUGAAGAAGAAAACAGUGUACUCCAGCAUAUGCAUUUUGUUGGGAGCGAGUUGUGUGAUGCAUAUAAUAAUAAUCAAGAAAAUUUAUGGUGUGAGGGAUAUCCAGAAUAUAUCCACCAGCACUGUCCUGAAAUAUCUCACCUGGAAUGCAAAACAGUGCCUGCUAACAUGACACUGAGAAAAGAUUUGGCUGAUAUUUCAGGUGUAACAGCAAACGAGAUACAAUCUGCUGGUACUGAAAAUGGACAGAACUCAAAACUAGAAACAAUUUUAGUGACUAAUGACUCUUUAAGAACUAAUGAAAGUCAUAGAAAUAACUCUCAUGUAGAUAUAAAGUCAGUGUUACUUUCAAAUGGUGCUGCACAUAAUGCUUCAGAAUUGAUGUCCUGCAAGGCUACUACAGAUGUAGAUCCACCUAUUCAGUCUAAGAUUUCGGAUGUUCUUCUUCGCCAUUUUGCAAAAGAAGAUUUGGUAUUUAGUGCAAAUAAAUAUAUUGACUGUGAGACUAUCCCAGAGAUAUCAUGUUCUGAAAGCAUAGAUGAAACUUUGUUUAGCUACACAGAUGCUUCAAAAUGUAGCAAAAAUACUAUAAGGCUUAGUAGUAAAGCAGAAACCACUCAAAAUAACAUUUCAAAAGAUGCAAAAGAAGGCUCCGGGACUGAUUGUUUUGUAGGUGAUGCACUAAACAGUGACAGAGUCACAUUUAAUAAAUCCAGUAAUACUGGCAAUGACCAGAAGGAACACUGCAGCAUCCCUUCAAGAGACGAUCAAAGAUCACACAGCCUGAACUCACUGACUCAUGGAGAGCAACAUAAAAAUGAACAGAAUAUGCACUCAGAUAAAGAAAUGGAACCAAGUCCAAAUCUUCCAUUAGUAAAAUCAGUUUCUUACAAUGAAAUAAAGUACGGCCAAGGGCAAGUACAUUAUCCACUCCCUGAUUUUUCUAAAGUUGCUCCAAAAGUGAAAAUCCCUAAAUCAAACAGUACUACAAAGCACCCUAGAAUUAAAAAAGCCAAUUCCUCACCCAGCCUUUUAACUAGAUCAGUAGUUUCACAAACUGGAACUGCAGAUGUGGUAAGAGAGAUUUUAGAAUCCAUGCAACAGCCCGAGGAUUUUUUUGAUGCUGGACAAAUAAUGGCUGAGUUAACAGCAGAACUGGAAUUUAAUCACCAUUUGAAGGAAUCUGGAGGUGUGGAUGUUUAUAAUCAGAAUCAUGCCUCUCCCCAUGGAAUAAUUCCUUUGUCUUCUGAUGUGUCUACAUUGGCAUCACAACCAGCAGUAUUGCAAGCAGUUCACACCAAAGGUCUAGAAUCAACAAAAGGAGAGAAAAUGACUUUAAUGUUAUCAGAGGAGACAGAACAAUUCAAAAUUCAGUUGGAAAAGUUUAAGGAGUGCCUCAUUUCAGAGUCUUUAUCUAUUCAGGAUCAACAAAAGGUACUGAAGACAAUGACAGAUUGCUUAGAUAAGCUUGAGAGGAAUUACAGGGCAGCAAAGGAGGAUCAUCGCAGAUUGCAGCUUCAAAAUUUCAUGGGCAAAUCUACAACAAUCGGAGAAUUUGAUUUGGAAAGGCAGGUUGAAGGCCAGAUAUUCAAGUUAGGAAUGGAUCUCGAAACCAUAAAGGAAAUGAUCAAUGAAAAUGUCCAUAAACACAUUAGACAAGUAGAGUGCAUGCAGCCAGCUUCAAAAGUGCCUCCUUCCUCUCCUGCAGUAUUCCAGACAUCAACUGUGGAGAGAUCCAGUGGUGAUAUCAUGUCUGCAAAGGUUCUGGAAUAG
This is a messenger RNA of Protopterus annectens (West African lungfish), 3096 nucleotides long. RefSeq names its product AKNA domain containing 1 (gene AKNAD1). The record is from RefSeq and is a predicted model, not a curated record. The transcript has 10 exons. NCBI's taxonomy places the organism in Eukaryota, Metazoa, Chordata, Ceratodontiformes, Protopteridae. Bases 265 to 3096 code for a protein of 943 amino acids.